Quercus lobata is the source of this 3405-nucleotide messenger RNA. RefSeq lists its product as uncharacterized. NCBI's taxonomy places the organism in Eukaryota, Viridiplantae, Streptophyta, Magnoliopsida, Fagales, Fagaceae. The record is from RefSeq and is a predicted model, not a curated record. Gene Ontology annotation, molecular function: RNA-DNA hybrid ribonuclease activity; nucleic acid binding. The transcript has 7 exons. Bases 1 to 3405 code for a protein of 1134 amino acids.
AUGACACAUAAAGAAAAACUUAAAAGCGACUUUUCUGGAGAUUUCAAUGUAGUUCUAAAUAGUGCAGAGAAGUUAAGUUUAAGGCCUCCUAAUUCAGCAGAGAUUGAUGCUUUCAGGACUGUGUUAGAUUCCUGUUCUUUGGAGGAUUUGGGAUACAGAGGGUAUACCUACACAUGGUCUAAUAAGAGGCCUGGUGUAGCUAAUACCAAAUUAAGACUUGAUAGAGCUGUGGCAACUAUGGAGUGGCGGGAAAAAUUUCCGAUAUCUACAGUUUCUCAUCUUCCACCCCAUGCAUCAGAUCAUUUGCCAAUUUUGGUGCAUGUGAAGAGUGUUCAAAGGUUUCAGAAAAAAUUUAAAAAGAGGUUUAAAUUUGAAGAAAAUUGGUUACUGUGGGAGGAUUGUGGCGGAGUGGUUAAAGAUGCUUGGGAGAUGGUGGGAGGGGGGGUGUCGGGCCUAGCUUCAAUAAAGGAGAAGAUUAAGUUCUGUGGUGAGGAGUUGCAAGCUUGGGGAUCUUCAAAGUCAGAGCCGAAUGAUGUAGCAAUUAAAACUCUCCAAAACCGACUGGAGGUAUUAAAUAGUGCUGAAGUAGUGACUGAAGAAUCAAAGGCUGAAUAUUUGAGUGUUAGUAAUUGUGACCAGAUGGAGGAAUGUCUCAAUGCGGUCCCCAGGAAGGUGACACCGGAGAUGCAUGAUACCCUGUCCAGUGAGUUUAGUGCUGAUGAAGUUAAGAUAGCGUUGUUCCAAAUGGGACCAACAAAGGCACCUGGACCUGAUGGUAUGAAUGCUUUAUUUUACCAAAGAUUUUGGCAUGUUGUGGGUGAUACUGUGGUUGAUGCUGUGUUGGAUUUUCUGAAUAAUGGUCAUAUGUUGCCUGAUAUUAAUCAUACAUACAUUGUGCUGAUCCCUAAAGUGAAAAAUCCGGAGAAAAUGUCUGAUUUUAGGCCCAUCAGUCUGUGUAAUGUGAUUUACAAAAUAAUUUCUAAAGUUUUAGCAAAUAGACUGAAGCAGGUGUUACCUAGUAUCAUAUCUUCCACUCAGAGUGCUUUUGUCCCUGGGCGUCUUAUUACUGAUAACGUGUUGAUAGCAUAUGAAACACUACACACUAUGCACUGCAGGAAGAAAGGAAAAAAAGGGUAUAUGGCGUUGAAAUUGGAUGUGAGUAAAGCAUAUGAUAGGGUGGAGUGGCCUUUCCUUCAGGGGGUUUUGCAGCGGUUGGGUUUUCCUGAAACAUGGAUAGAAAGGGUUAUGAGCUGUGUGACAACGACGUCUUUCUCUGUUCUGGUAAAUGGGAGACCAUUUGGUAAUGUCUUGCCUUCUAGGGGAAUCCGUCAAGGUGAUCCUCUCUCACCAUAUUUAUUUCUGCUAUGUACUGAAGGGUUUACUUCGCUAUUGGACAGAGCAGAGAGUGGAGGGAGUCUACAUGGGGUAUCUAUCUGUAGAAGUGCACCAAAGAUAACUAAUCUUCUUUUUGCAGAUGAUUCAUUGAUUUUUGGUAGGGCCACACCAGCAGAGUUUAAUGCCAUUGUUGACAUCCUUCAAGUUUAUGCUAAAGCCUCUGGACAAUGCAUAAAUUUGGAAAAGUCUUCAGUGUAUUUCAGUAAUAACACCACCGUUAGCCAGAAGCAGGAGGCAUUGGGGAUUCUGGGAGUGAAGGAAGUGGUUCGGUUCGAAUCAUAUCUGGGUUUGCCUACCCUAGUUGGAAAGGCAAAAUACCAUACUUUUUCUUUAAUUAAAGAUAGGGUGUGGAAAAAAUUACAGGGGUGGAACGGGAUGAUGCUUUCUAGAGCUGGGAAAGAAGUUCUCAUUAAGGCAGUUGCUCAGUCUAUUCCAACGUAUACAAUGAGUGUUUUUCAGCUUCCAAGGAAAUUAUGUGAGGAGUUGGAUGGCUUAUGUGCUAGAUUUUGGUGGGGCCAGGAUGGUGGAAUGGGGUUUCGAGACCUAGCGUUUAAUUUAGCUAUGUUGGCCAAGCAGGGGUGGAGAUUAUUAACUGAUACAACUUCUCUAGUCUAUCAAUGCUUUAAAGCAAGGUACUUCCCUAGAACUUCAGUGCUUGAGGCUUUAGAAUCACCUAACUGUUCUUUUGUGUGGAGGAGUUUAGUGGCGGCCUUACCUAUUUUGAGAUUGGGACAUUGUUGGCGAGUGGGUGAUGGACUUUCUAUUAAUGUCUAUCGGGAUAGGUGGAUUCCUGAGUAUCCUACUAAUAAGCCCUUUUUGUCAGUAAGGGAUGAUGAAGAGGAAGAUUGGGUGUCAAGGUUGAUUAACCAAGACCUCCAUGUAUGGCGACGGGAUUUUAUUAUGGCUCAUUUCAAUCGGGAUGAGGGGGAAGCUAUUUGCAACAUACCUUUAAGUCGAAGGCAAGUAUCUGACUCUAUUUUUUGGAAGCAUAAUAAGGAUGGUAUUUUCACAGUGAAGUCUGCCUAUAAGGUUGCCAAAGCUCAAUUGUGGAAGUUGGAUCGGGCUGAAUCAUCAUCAAGCAAUGGUGGUAGUCCAGUGUGGGCUACUAUAUGGAAGCUUCGGAUUCCCAAUAAGAUUAAGGUGUUUGGGUGGAGGGCGUGUCAUGAUAUUCUCCCUACUAGAAGGAACCUCAAGAAGAAAUGGGUGUUAACGGAUGAUGUGUGUUCGUUAUGUGGUCUAUUCCAAGAAUCAACUAUCCAUGCUUUAUGGGAAUGCUCAGUAGCGCAGGAUGUAUGGUAUGGGAGUGUAAGGGCAUUGCAGAAGUGUGGUACGGGUCAGAUUGAUGUUGUUGCUUUAUUGGAGUAUUUGCUAGACCGGUUGGACAGAACAGAGGUGGAAUUGUGGCGUGCAUCUGAAAUGCUGGAGGAGUUUCAGCAAGCACAAGUGAGUCUACAGGCGGCUGUGGAAGUUGGAGCAACUCGGCAGGUGGUACAGAAUGAUGGAAUGCGCUGGAUACCCCCACCACAUAAUGUGUACAAGCUCAACUAUGAUGCUGCAGUGUUUAAGGACUCUGUUAGCUCUGGUUUCGUUAAAGGUCCGGCGGUACAGGGAAGUGAUUUGGCUAAACUACUUGCAUGUUGCAAGGCGCUAGAAUUCGCUAUUGAUGCUGGUUUCACGAGGCUUGUCAUGGAAGGGGACAGUGUUAAUGCUACAAGGUGGAUUGCUUCAGGUACGGAGAACCAGUCAGCCAUUGGCCAUGUUGUUGGAGACAUCCGACACCUGGCGGGAGCUUUGGAAUGGACAUCUGUGAGCUGCACUAAAAGAAAUGGUAAUCAGGUAGCACAUAAGCUUGCUAGGUAUGCCCAAAAGGUGAAUGUUGACUUAUUUUGGAUGGAAGAGGUGCCAUCAGUUGCGGUUGAGAUAUCACAUGUGGAGACUGCCAAGGAAACUUGGAUGAUUCUUGAGACUACCUAUGAGGGUACCAAGAAAGUUAAGGACACAAAGCUGUAG